Molecule: messenger RNA, 2538 nt
Organism: Thunnus maccoyii (southern bluefin tuna)
Lineage: Eukaryota; Metazoa; Chordata; Actinopteri; Scombriformes; Scombridae
Gene: tmco6
Product: transmembrane and coiled-coil domains 6
Exons: 13
Coding region: 182-1708 (508 amino acids)
Molecular function (GO): protein binding
Source: RefSeq, a predicted model, not a curated record
UACUGCGCAGACUCUGGCUCCAAAGGACGUUAGAGGCAAGAUGGCAGUUCCCGGAAAGGAGAUGUUUUGGCGUCACUUUUCAAAUAUGUAGACUCCUCUCUCACAUUUGCAUUGCGGUAGGAAGUGGAGACGCUUCGCCCGUAUUUAUAUACAGUUAAUGGUUUGAAUACAGAAGAACCAAAUGUGGAGGUUGAACAAAGUUCGCCAUAAAGUUGGUCGACAAGGCGGCAGCUUGGAGGAGAUCAGGUUAAAGAGGCGAGAGCACGAAAAAGCACUGAGACAGGCCCGCAGAGACAGACAGCUGGUGAGCAAGAGACUUCUGCUGAAUGAAGAUGAGGAGCAGCAAGAAGUCACCAUGGAUACUGACCCAGGAGAACAGGAUGUGGUCAGUUUGUUCCACAAACUUCAACACUGCGGGCCUGAGAAGGAGGCCCACCUGAAAGCCUUGAGUAAAUCUCUCCGUGACCCAUCAGCACAGCUCACCUUCAUCAAGCAGGAGAAUAGUAUGCAUCUGCUAGUUGGUCUCCUCACCGGUACUAAUGCUCAGUGCCGUCUGCAGGCUGUUCGGUGCCUUCACGAGCUGUCUCACUCUCCUCACCCCAACGUGACCCCAGCCUGUCUGCCUGCCACCCCCUACCUGCUUACCUAUCUGUCUGGACAGAGCACCAAGUUUACUGAGCUGUGUCUCUACACACUCGGUAACUUAUGCCCAGACAGUGAUGUUGUAAAAGAGAAACUUCUGGCCCAGGGAAUCAUACCCGCUCUGGCCACCUGUAUAGAGAACCAGAGACAUAAUCUAGCAGUGGUGGAAGCUGUGGGGUUCACCCUGUCUCAGCUGCUCCAGGCCAAAGAUGCAGCAGAGAAAAUAAUCCCGAUGGUCCUGGCCUCUAGCUUACCUUCACAUUUGUUAUCAGUCCUGACUCCUGACCCAAAGUUCUCCUUGGGGCCUGCCAUUGAGUGUGCGUGGUGUCUGCACUACCUCACAUGCAGCAACAUGGAUAACAGAGCGCUGUUGGCAUACGGGGCCCUCUUACAGUGCAGUUCCUUGUUAGUGUCACUAGGUGGUGCUGUGGCUAAAGGAGACAAAGAAGAAGGAAUGGAGUUGCUUGUCUGUCCUCUGCUGAGGUGUGUGGGAAAUCUCCUGUCCUCCUGCCCAGUUGAAGACCUGAGCGCUCAAGUGAGAGACGGUCGUCUCGUGGUUGCUUUGUGUGCACUUCUUCAGGCUUACUUCAAGACUCGACCAGCCUUGGCCAGAGAGAGCGCCUGGGUCCUCAACAACCUCACAGCUCACUCCGUUGCAUUCUGCUCUGCUCUGCUGAUUCUCAACUUGGUCCCUGGACUGAUCCAGCUUCUGCCUUUUUCUCAAGGCAUCAAUACGAUGAUCCUGAGGGUUCUGGCAAAUAUUGCCUAUAAGAAAAAGGAGUUCUGUGUCCAGCUGGCCCAGCUUGGAUUGCUGUCUGCACUCUGUGCCACACUUAAAAUGGCCGACCAAGAGAUGGUGACCCUGAGUCUUGAUGUUCUGUUCAUGCUGGUAGUUAGUAGUACACAGGUUGCAGAGGAGUUUGUCAGGCAAGGCGGGCUUUCACUGUUAGAAGCUAUUCAGUACAACAGUGAAGGAGAGAUGAGGCGAAGGGCAACAUACCUCCUAGAGCACCACCUACAGUCCCACUCAUCAUACUGCUCUGUGGAAAACAUCCCAUGUUCCUGAACUAACGGGAGAGCAUCAAAUUCAAAUCUAUGGGAGACAGUGUGUCAUUAAACACCAACAUCAUGAGGACACACCUGAGAAUAGAGUGGCCUACUACUGCUUCUAUACAUUCAUGCAAUCAGUGAAAAAUGCGGCCAGACAGAUACCGUUUUUUUAUAUUUAAAGUUGUUUUUAAGAACUUUAAAUGUCCAUCCAUCCAUUUGCUGCUGCUUAUCUGGGGCCGGGUUGUGGUGGUGGUGGUCGUCUUCCAGCUCCUGCUGCUUGAUCCCAAGGCGUUCCGACAGCAUGUUGUGGGGUCGACUCUGAGAUCUACCAAUUGGUUGUGCCUGGAAAACUUCCAAAUAUGAUCUGUUUUAAUAUGCACUGAUUAUCAGUGUUGUUACCAAUGGUAUUGUAAUAUCUGUAAAGAUGAAAUAUUUUUUUAAUGCCUGAGACUCAAUACUUCUAGUCAUGCACUCAUUCAUAAACUUUUGCAUUGUAUUGAAUCCAUAAUAGUAUUUAUAUCCAGAAUAGAUCUGAUGUUUUGUUUUGGUUUUUUCUGUUGCAUUUUGAGUCACUAUCAUUUGAGAGGCUGAAGACAGAUUGUUUUUGCACAUCGAGGUUUCUCAUCUGACAUCUUCUGUAUGUACAACUGCAGGUUUAUAUGAAAACUUACUGUAAAUAUCUACAAUAUUUACAGUAAAUAUGGGUGAUGCAAAAACACCCUUUCUUGGUUUUGUGAUGAUGACGGCUCUUAGAACUAUCAUGUGUUUUACUGCCAAUGGUCUAUGCCUUUAAUGCUUAUACAUUCAUUAUAAAUUAAUAAAUAUGAGAAUCACUACUGAACACUA